UACAAUUUUCAAUAGCAAUACAAUUGAGCAUUUUCACCGGCAGCAGAGAAGCGGAAGCUCGAAUAGUCAAAUAAAUUCGACAAUGAUGCCGCCACCAACCGGAAUACUGCCAUCUUUCCGCGAAUCCAACCAUCCACAUGCGGUUGUGCAACAGUCGCAUCGAACUCAGAUCCCCCCUCCCUCCCGCUCUAUGAACUCUGCUGAAGCCAGAGUUCAUCAAGGCCAACAAAAAUUCAUUUCCCCCGCCCGACCAUUCGGCCUACUUCACCGCUCUCCGAAUAAUUCUGAUCCAAAUAGAACCCUUCAUACCAGCCCAAACAAUUAUGGGCUUAGUGCAGGCGUCAAAAUAGGGCGGCCCAACGAUUCUAAUUUUACAACCGCAGAAGUUCGAAGAGAAGUGUUUAGCCGACCUGCUCUCUAAAAAUGUUAUUUCCAUGGUAUACGAUCCUCUUUGACUAUUCCCACUUCCCAUCCCUUGUGCAACUUAACUUAGCUUUCGCUUCCUCUGAGUGGCUAUCAUUUGCAAUAACAUGUCCAACAUCCUGUAUGUGAAGAACCGUUGUCUGGCAGGCUUGAAUGGAUAUCUAAAAACUGCCAGUAAAAAAAUAAGCGAAAACUAUAAACAAGAGUUGUGCUGUUAGGGUGGACACUUGAAAAUAUUUUUCCUUGCCGCUUUCGAGCGCCUCAGAUGCAUGGCAUCGUUCAUUUUUCCAAAGCAUAACAAAGCUCAUUCCAGGAUUCUUUUGAGAGAGCAAGUGCGCAAGGCAAGCAUAACUUUCAGAAAGUAAUAUCUCUUCUAUCCUUCUUUUCACCUUGUCAAUGAGAUUAUCCGGCAUUUGAUAUACUAUACAUGCUAUAAUCCUACUGCAUCUAAGAGAAUAUCAAAUGUCAAACCCCUAAGGCGAGGUAUCUUCGUCAUCAGAAUUAAGACGCGAAAUUACGGCGGUGUCACGAGCUCUUAUGGAGUCUAUACCCCGUGGGAAAAUUCAAUAUAUAUGGCUGAUAAACGG
Molecule: messenger RNA, 1010 nt
Organism: Coccidioides posadasii C735 delta SOWgp
Lineage: Eukaryota; Fungi; Ascomycota; Eurotiomycetes; Onygenales; Onygenaceae
Source: RefSeq, a predicted model, not a curated record